Messenger RNA from Annulohypoxylon maeteangense, 2496 nucleotides. Its product is annotated as NCA2-domain-containing protein. The transcript is spliced from 4 exons. The record is from RefSeq and is a predicted model, not a curated record. Gene Ontology annotation, molecular function: GTPase activity; GTP binding. The coding region runs from base 1 to 2496 and encodes 831 amino acids. Gene Ontology annotation, cellular component: mitochondrial outer membrane. NCBI's taxonomy places the organism in Eukaryota, Fungi, Ascomycota, Sordariomycetes, Xylariales, Hypoxylaceae.
AUGUCCCUAGUGGCAGACCAAGUCCGACGGUUGGACGCGCAGCUAGAUCGUGUUCCUCUCAGCCACUUAACAAGCUAUGACGCCACCCGAGCUGCCAUAAAUUUGGAUAGUCCUCGCGUCAAAGACUUGUUGAAAAUCAUCAAAUCAUUAUCGGCAGGCUCUGGAUCGCAAAGUGUUCUCCCCGCACGGCAGGUCCAGUCUCUCCUAUCUCAAUCCAGCUUAUUAUCAGAACAUGGUGAGGAGAUAUCAACAACCCAAUAUGAGGCAGAGCUCGAAUGGAUAUUGGUCAGCAAGGCCACUGUUCAAACGUACGGUAUCAUUUUAGAUACACUGCUAGAUCAAAUUAUCCCAUUGAGUGACCAUAUCUGGUAUUGGGACGAUAUAGUAUCAUCCCCGACAUACAGCAGUUUCUACUUGGUGCAAACUUCUCCUAUCCGUCUUUGGGCUUGGUCUAGGGACAUCUAUCACGACAGCAAGAUCAGAUUCCAGCAAUUCGCUAGUGGCGAUGCUUCAAUUAGGGAGUUCGAAGCUGGAUCACACGCAGAAGCUAUCCAUGAUAGCAUUACCCAGCGAUGGAGACAAUUCUACGGCAUCGUGAGAGAGACCAUACGAGAGAAGUCGCUUCUCAACAUACAACGAACGAUUAUGUCACCCGUUGCUCUUUGUCGUUCCGAGGCCCGCAACAAACAAGUUAAGUUGAAGAGGCUUAGAGAAAUGACAUCCAGUGGUCUAGGUGUUUUAAUCGACGAAGGUCUUGUGUUCAAUAGCAACGGAAGUGAUGACGGAAAGAGCGAUAUGAUCCUCUCGGCAAAUCAAGAGUGGAAAGGAGUUGUGGAACGAAGUGUAGCUUUAAUGGACAUGGUACUCAAGGAUGUCUUAACGCUGAACGUUGGGGUUGCCGACUUUGAAGAUAGGGUCUUUGCUGGUGUUGAAGAAGAUCCGGAGUUGUCAAUCCAAGCCGAGGAGGACGGAAUUACUCGUCCCGCCAUAGUAGCCAAAAGGAUCCAAGACUUGUUGGAGACCCAUUUACCGGGACACCUCUCUGCAGCAGAAAAACUAGUGGCAGAGAACGGACGACCAUCGAGACUUGUGAGGUAUUGGCUGCCUGCCACAGUACUUCUCUUCUCUUCGACAACGAUCCUUCGAAUACUUGUCAACAAGAACCAAGAGAUCAUACAUUGGAUUAGAGAUCUCGGGGUUACUGUGCGAGACUUUUGGUUCAACUGGAUUAUUGACCCUAUUCGUAAGGUUAUUGGUACUAUUCGUCACGACGCGAAUAGCGAAAUUGCUAUUAUGAGCCGUGAUAGCCUUCAGGCGGACAAGGAAAGCUUAGAGCGUAUGGUAGUCGACUUCGCUCUUGACAAACCAAGUGCCGCAACCGGUGCGUCAUCGUUGUCGGAAUCGCAAGUUGCUGAGAUCAGAGCCAAGGUUCGAGAGGGAGAUGUGACUCCGAUUCUUCGCGCGUACGAAAAAGACCUGCGCAGCCCUCUCAAGGGCACCGUCCGAGGCGACCUGGUCCGAACUUUACUUAUCCAAGUGCAGAAGACGAAAGUCGACAUUGAAGUUGCCUUAAGCGGUAUUGAUGCUCUCCUGAAGAGUCAGGAACUUGUUUUUGGCUUCGUGGGACUCACUCCCGGUAUUCUUGUGUCCGUCGGAGUGAUGCAGUACCUCCGUGGGGUUCUAGGAAGCAAACGUGGAUUCCGUGAGACCCGAAAAGCUGGCAAGUGCGUCCGGGUCCUUCGCAACAUUGACCGCAUCUUAUCCGAAGCAACACCUACACCAAACAACCUGUUGUCAUACAAGGAUCAUGGUCUCCUUGUAUGCGAGGUGCAUGUCCUACGACGCCUCGCACAAAACCUCAUUCCGGCCGACAUUGAGAAGGAUUUCCUGGAAGACUUGGAUGACCUUGCUAAUCUCAAAGGCAUCCAGUCACAAUUGCGGGCCUUGGAUAGGAUACGUUGGGCGUAUUCUAACGAAGAUUCGUUCACGCCGUCAUUCAUCACGACCAUCGGCAUCGAUUUCAAGAUCCGUACGAUCGAGCUAGAUGGCAAGCGCGUCAAGUUGCAGAUUUGGGAUACAGCUGGUCAGGAGCGAUUCCGUACCAUCACGACGGCCUAUUAUCGCGGCGCGAUGGGCAUCCUCUUGGUUUACGACGUUACAGAUCAAAGAUCUUUCGAGAAUAUCCGGACAUGGUUUGCCAACGUAGAGCAGCACGCCACCGAAGGCGUCAACAAGAUCCUCAUCGGCAACAAGUGUGAUUGGGAGGAAAAGCGUGUCAUCUCUACAGAACAGGGCGAGGCGUUAGCUAAGGAGCUGGGCAUCCCCUUCCUCGAGGUCUCCGCCAAGAGCAACAUUAACAUCGACGAGGCCUUCUACAGCCUCGCUGCUGACAUUAAGAAGCGCAUCAUAGUCACCUCCAAGACGGACGCUCCAUCGUCAGGCGGCGUUAACGUCGCUCAGGGAGAGGGCAACGGCGGUCUAGGGAAAUGCUGCUAA